This is a messenger RNA of Alternaria arbusti, 564 nucleotides long. RefSeq lists its product as uncharacterized. Bases 1 to 564 code for a protein of 187 amino acids. NCBI's taxonomy places the organism in Eukaryota, Fungi, Ascomycota, Dothideomycetes, Pleosporales, Pleosporaceae. The transcript is spliced from 2 exons. The record is from RefSeq and is a predicted model, not a curated record.
AUGCAAGGCUUCAAAGACUUCGACCCUGCAAAGGACAUUCGAGACCUUUCCGGAAAAGUGAUCUUGGUGACUGGAGGAUUGGGAGAAGAAAGUGUGCGAGCACUGGCGGCGCACAGUCCAUUGCACAUCUACUUCACAGGCCGCAAUGUCGCUGCAGCGAAUGCACUGAUCGCCGACAUCAAAGCCAAGCACCCGAGGACAUCUUUGAGCUUCAUCAAGAUGGAUCUUUCGUCCCUUCGCGCAGUCAAAGAGGCCGUCGCUCGAGACUUCAAACAUGACCGCCUCGAUAUACUGAUGAACAACGCCGGUAUCAUUGCCAAACCGGCAGUUUUGAGUACUGAUGGUUACGAGAUCCAAUUCGCGACGAACCACCUCGGCCAUGCGAUGCUCACCAGAGAGCUGAUGCCCAUCUUGCUCAAGACGGCCAAAGAGCCCGGUGCAGACGUCCGUGUCGUCAGCAACACCUCCGCCGGUUACGAGUUCCAUCGCGCCAUCAAAGGUGGUAUCUCCUUCGAUGAGCUUGACGCUGGAAGCACGAUGUCUCGAAUGAUGCUAGGCGCAUGA